AUGCUGGUGGAGCUGCUGGAGCUGCUAGAGCUGCUCGAAGUGAUGGUCAUGGAGGUGCUCGAACUUGAAGAACUGCUGGAGCUGGAGGAGCUACUCGAGCUUGAGGAAUCGCUGGAAGUCGAGGAAGUCGAGGAAGUCGAAGUGGAACUAUCGGUAGAGGAAGCUGAGGAUGUGUCCAAUGAACUGCUGCUGGAAGUGGUGCUGGUGAUGCUCGAGCUAUCAGUGCUGGUACUGCCGGUAGUGGUGCUGGUGAUGCUCGAGCUAUCAGUGCUGCUACUGCCGGUAGUAGUGCUUGUCGGAGCAGAGCUUGUGGUGCUGGUACUGCUGGAGCUAGGAACGCUGCUGCUGCCACUGCUACUGCUGCUGCCACUACUACUGCUGCUGCCAACGCUGCUGGUCGACAAGGAAGUGGUAGGUGUGCUCAAGACACUGCUAGUAGAGGAGGAUGUCGUUCUGACAGUGCUACUGUUCCCGAAGUUGAAAGUGCUGCUGCUCGAAAGGAUAGGGGAAGUGGUGGAACUACCCGGCGUGACGACAGUCGGAGCGGAGCUUGUGAGCGUGGAGCUCGGCUGCGGUGGGUUCAAGGAGCUCGUGCCAAAGGUCGAAAAAGACGACGAAGCGCCGGGAGUGCUGGCUCCGCUGGAAGACCCAGACGGGAGCACCGACAAGGAUCCGCUGCUCGAGCUAGCAGUGGUCGGCUGCGAAAGGAUGCUGCUGCUGCUGGAGCUGAGAGUGACGCUGAGAGACGACGUCGGCGUGGACGAGAUCCCGGUGACCGAGGAGGUCGGCAAGCUGGUGGUGUUCGACACGGCGGCAGGAGGCUGCACACUCAAAACGAAACCAAUGUUCGGAGGGAUAGCGGUAUUAGUCGGCGCCUGA
This is a messenger RNA of Colletotrichum fioriniae, 879 nucleotides long. RefSeq lists its product as uncharacterized. Gene Ontology annotation, molecular function: hexosyltransferase activity. NCBI's taxonomy places the organism in Eukaryota, Fungi, Ascomycota, Sordariomycetes, Glomerellales, Glomerellaceae. Gene Ontology annotation, cellular component: Golgi membrane. The record is from RefSeq and is a predicted model, not a curated record.